AUGAAUGUCAACCAGUCAGCUCCACCUGUGCCGCCAUAUGGGCAGCCCCAGCCUGUCUACCCAGGGUAUCAUCAAUCCAGCUUUGGUGGGCAACCAGGGUCCACAGCCCCUCCCAACACGUAUGGCGCCUACAAUGGGCCAGUCCCGGGCUACCCGCAAACACCUCCUCCGGGUGUGUCAAGAGCCCCACCUUCUUCAGGGGUGCCUCCAGCCUCGACAGCACAGGCCCCUUGUGGCCAGGGAGGAUACGGCCAGUUUGGCCAAGGAGAUGUACAGAAUGGGCCUAGCUCCACUGUUCAGAUGCAAAGGCUCCCUGGGUCUCAGCCAUUUGGGUCAGCCCCACUGGCCCCUGUGGUCAGCCAGCCAGCUGUGCUUCAGCCCUGUGGCCCUCCCCCGACAAGUGCACAGGUGACUGCUCAGAUGGCUGGAAUGCAGAUCAGUGGUUCUGUGACCCCAGCCCCUCCCCCUUCAGGGUUGGGCUAUGGCCCACCAACAUCACUGGCGUCAGCCUCAGGAAAUUUCCCUAACUCUGGUCUGUACAGCUCCUGUCCUCAAGGCCAGGCUCCUCCCCUUAGCCAGGCCCAAGGUCAUUCUGGGGCUCAGCCUCCACAGAGAUCUGCCCCUCAGCAGGCCUCCAGCUUCACACCCCAAGCUUCGGGGGGUCCUCGGAUGCCUUCAAUGACUGGUCCACUCCUGCCUGGACAGAGUUUUGGGGGACCCCCACUGAAUCAGCCCAACCAUGUGUCCUCACCUCCUCCUCAAGCUCUGCACCCUGGCACCCAGAUGGCUGGGCCCCCAGGACCACCACCCCCUAUGCACUCCUCCCAGCAGCAAGGCUAUCAGCUGCAACAAAAUGGUUCCUAUGGACCAACCCGGGGCCCUCAGCCCAAUUAUGGAAGUCCCUAUCCAGGAGCACCCGCUUUUGGCAGUCAGCCUGGGCCUCCUCAGCCACUGCCUCCUAAGCGCCUGGAUCCCGAUGCCAUCCCGAGCCCUAUUCAGGUCAUUGAGGAUGACAGGAACAACCGGGGCUCAGAGCCAUUUGUUACUGGAGUACGAGGCCAGGUGCCACCCUUAGUCACCACCAACUUCCUAGUGAAAGACCAAGGAAAUGCAAGUCCCCGAUACAUUCGAUGCACAUCCUAUAAUAUCCCCUGCACAUCUGACAUGGCUAAGCAGGCUCAGGUGCCCCUGGCAGCUGUCAUCAAGCCGCUGGCAAGGCUGCCCCCAGAAGAGGCUUCACCGUAUGUCGUUGACCACGGGGAAUCUGGCCCUCUGCGCUGCAAUCGUUGCAAAGCAUACAUGUGCCCUUUCAUGCAGUUCGUUGAGGGAGGGAGACGCUUCCAGUGCUGCUUUUGCAGCUGUAUCAAUGACGUUCCCCCCCAGUAUUUUCAACAUCUGGAUCACACCGGCAAACGUGUGGAUGCUUAUGAUCGUCCUGAGCUUUCCCUGGGCUCCUAUGAAUUCUUGGCCACUGUAGAUUACUGCAAGAACAAUAAGUUCCCCAGCCCUCCUGCCUUCAUCUUCAUGAUUGAUGUCUCCUACAAUGCCAUCAGGAGUGGUCUUGUUAGGCUCCUCUGUGAGGAGCUUAAGUCACUGUUAGACUUUCUACCUAGGGAGGGAGGAGCGGAAGAGUCAGCAAUCCGAGUUGGCUUCGUCACCUAUAAUAAGGUGCUCCACUUCUAUAACGUGAAGAGCUCCUUGGCCCAGCCACAGAUGAUGGUUGUAUCUGAUGUGGCUGACAUGUUUGUGCCACUGCUGGAUGGCUUCCUGGUCAAUGUCAACGAGUCUCGGGCAGUCAUCAUCAGCUUAUUGGAUCAGAUUCCAGAAAUGUUUGCAGACACAAGAGAGACAGAGACAGUAUUCGCCCCAGUCAUCCAGGCUGGGAUGGAGGCACUGAAGGCUGCCGAAUGUGCAGGGAAGCUGUUUAUAUUCCACACCUCCCUGCCCAUUGCCGAGGCCCCAGGGAAACUGAAGAACAGAGAUGACAGGAAGUUGAUCAACACAGACAAAGAGAAGACGCUGUUCCAGCCUCAGACAGGCACUUACCAGGCCCUGGCCAAAGAGUGUGUGGCCCAAGGUUGCUGUGUAGACCUCUUCCUCUUCCCUAACCAGUAUGUUGAUGUGGCGACGCUCUCUGUGGUACCCCAGCUCACUGGUGGCUCUGUCUACAAAUACGCUUGCUUUCAGGUGGAGAACGAUCAGGAGCGGUUCAUGAGUGAUCUGCGUCGGGAUGUAGAGAAGGUCGUUGGCUUUGAUGCUGUGAUGCGAGUCCGGACGAGCACUGGUAUCCGUGCUGUGGAUUUCUUCGGGGCUUUCUACAUGAGCAAUACAACAGAUGUGGAGCUGGCUGGCCUGGAUGGGGAAAAGACGGUGACUGUGGAGUUCAAGCAUGACGAUCGGCUCAAUGAAGAGAGCGGAGCCCUCCUGCAGUGUGCCCUGCUCUACACCAGCUGUGGAGGGCAGCGUCGGCUCCGCAUACACAACCUGGCCCUCAACUGCUGCACCCAGCUAGCUGAUCUGUAUCGAAACUGCGAGACCGACACGCUCAUUAACUACAUGGCCAAGUUUGCCUACCGGGGGGUCCUAAACAGCCCUGUGAAGACCGUUCGUGACACUCUUAUCACCCAGUGUGCUCAGAUCCUGGCCUGUUACAGAAAGAACUGUGCCAGCCCCUCCUCUGCAGGACAGCUGAUCCUCCCUGAGUGCAUGAAGCUGCUCCCAGUUUACCUGAACUGUGUGCUGAAGAGUGAUGUCCUGCAGCCUGGAGCAGAAGUCACUACUGAUGACCGUGCCUAUGUCCGACAGCUGGUUACCUGCAUGGAUGUGGCUGAGACCAAUGUGUUCUUCUAUCCUCGGCUCCUUCCUUUGACAAAGUCUCCCAUUGAGAAUACCACUGAACCACCAGCAAUCCGAGCCUCUGAGGAGCGUCUGAGCAAUGGGGACAUAUAUCUGCUGGAGAACGGGCUCAACCUAUUCAUCUGGGUGGGAGCAGGAGUCCAGCAGGGCGUUGUCCAGAGCCUCUUCAACGUCUCCUCCUUCAGCCAGAUCACCAGCGGCUUGAGUAUUCUGCCCGUUCUGGAUAAUCCGCUGUCCAAGAAGGUGCGAGGCCUCAUCGAUAGCUUAAGGGCACAGAGAUCGCGGUACAUGAAGCUUAUCGUGGUGAAGCAGGAGGACAAGCUGGAGAUGCUGUUCAAGCACUUCCUGGUGGAAGACAAGAGCCUGAGCGGGGGAGCAUCCUAUGUGGACUUUCUCUGUCAUAUGCACAAGGAGAUUCGGCAGCUACUGAGCUAG
Pipistrellus nathusii (Nathusius's pipistrelle) is the source of this 3291-nucleotide messenger RNA. NCBI's taxonomy places the organism in Eukaryota, Metazoa, Chordata, Mammalia, Chiroptera, Vespertilionidae. The record is from the annotation of a GenBank genome assembly.